This is a messenger RNA of Yamadazyma jaroonii, 4377 nucleotides long. Lineage: Eukaryota; Fungi; Ascomycota; Pichiomycetes; Serinales; Debaryomycetaceae. The record is from the annotation of a GenBank genome assembly.
AUGUCGUCUAAAGAAGAGGAAAUGGACUACAGAGGGUUUACAGAUGAGGUUGCUGAGGAAAUCAAAGAUAUUGUAAGACAAUAUUCUCAUGAUGAACCUGGUGAUAAUUCUUUAGCCCUUCAAAGAACCUUAUCUCAUAUGUCACAAAUUCCAGGAGUCAAUCCAUUCACUGGAAAUGAGGUUGAUCCUAGAUUGGAUCCAGAAUGUGAUGAGUUUGACUCGAAAUUCUGGGUGAAGAAUUUGAGAAAGUAUAUGGACACCGAUGCUGAUUAUUUCAAGCCUUCAAAAUUAGGAGUUGCAUUUAAAGACCUUAGAUGUUAUGGUACAGCCGUAGAUAGUGAUUAUCAAGCAAACUUUGCCAACGGUGUUUACAAAAACUUGUCAAAUAUGAUCACUGACUUCACUAGAAAUGGUGAAGAUGGUUUUUUUGAUAUUUUAAAACCUAUGGAAGGAUUAUUGAAACCUGGGGAAUUGACCGUUGUGUUAGGAAGACCAGGUGCGGGCUGUUCAACAUUUUUGAAGACCAUUGCCACACAAACCCAUGGUUUCCAUGUAGAUCCUCAAUCAUUGAUCAGUUACGACGGACUUACACCUGAAGAAAUAUCCACCCAUUAUAGAGGAGAUGUGAUUUAUUGUGCAGAAACCGAACAUCAUUUCCCCCAAUUGGCCGUAGGGGAUACUUUGGAAUUUGCAGCCAGAAUGAGAACUCCUCAUAAUAGAGGUGAUGUUGAUAGAGAAAGGUAUGCCAAACAUUUGGCUGCUGUUUAUAUGGCUACUUAUGGAUUAUCACAUACCAGAUACACCAAAGUUGGUAAUGAUUUUAUAAGAGGGGUUUCUGGAGGAGAAAGAAAGAGAGUUUCUAUUGCUGAAGCAGCUAUACUGCAAAGUAAAAUCCAAUGUUGGGAUAAUUCUACCAGAGGUUUAGAUUCAGCUACAGCAUAUGAAUUCAUUAAUGCCUUAAAGACAAGCGCUUCUGUUCAAGAAACUACACCAUUGGUGGCUAUUUAUCAAUGUUCCCAAGAUGCCUAUGAUAUCUUCGAUAACGUAGUAUUGUUGUAUGAAGGAUAUGAGAUCUUUUUUGGCAAAACUACCGUAGCUAAAAAAUUCUUCGAAGAUAUGGGCUAUCAAUGUGCUGAAAGACAAACCACAGCUGAUUUUUUGACUUCAUUAUCUAAUCCAGCUGAAAGAAUUGUUAAGCAAGGGUAUGAAAAAAGAGUUCCAAGAACACCAAUUGAAUUUUAUCAGUACUGGAGAAACUCUUCACUUAGACAAGAUUUAUUGACCGAAAUUGAUCAAUACUUGAGGGUGGCACCGGAAAACAAUGAUAUAAAAGAAAACCAUCGGGCUAAGCAAUCAACAAAAUCUAGACCGGCUUCACCAUAUGUGGUAUCUUAUGGUAUGCAAGUCAAAUAUAUCUUACACAGGAAUUGGUUAAGAUUAAAAGCCGACCCUUCAAUUACGUUAUUUUCAGCCAUUGGUAAUUCCAUCAUGGCGUUGAUUACCGCAUCCAUCUUUUAUAACUUAAAACCAACGACAGAGUCAUUCUCCCAUAGAGCUUCAGCUUUAUUUUUUGCUACCUUAUUCAAUGCUUUUGCUUCUAUUUUGGAAAUUUUUUCUCUUUAUGAAGCAAGACCCAUAGUUGAAAAGCAUAAGACUUAUGCUUUAUAUCAUCCUAGUGCCGAUGCUUUUGCUUCGAUUAUCACUGAAUUACCCAAUAAAUUGAUUACAGGAAUAAUUUUUAAUCUUAUCAUUUACUUCAUGGUAAACUUGAAAAGAAGUCCAGGGCCAUUCUUCUUUUUCCUUUUAAUUGCUUUAUCAGCUACCAUUACGAUGUCUCAUAUAUUCAGAACCAUUGGUGCUGCUACCAAGACUCUUUAUGAGGCAAUGACUCCAGCAUCUCUUAUUUUAACAUCUUUGAUACUUUUCACAGGAUUUGUGGUUCCUACCCCCAACAUGUUAGGAUGGUGUCGUUGGAUUAAUUAUAUCAAUCCUAUAGCCUAUACUUUCGAAGCAUUGAUGGCUAAUGAGUUCCAUGGAAGGGAAUUCGAAUGUUCCCAAUAUAUUCCAUCUGGACCAGGGUUCCCAACAACUGCUACCGGCAACACCAAUGUUGCCUGUUCUGUAGUAGGAGGUGCUUUGGGUGAAAAUAUGGUUAGUGGAGAUAGGUAUAUUGCAUUAUCCUAUCAAUAUUACUACAGUCAUGUGUGGAGAAAUUUUGGUAUUACUAUCGGAUUUAUGGUUUUCUUCCUUUUAACAUACAUUGUUUUGUGUGAGUUUAACAAAGGAGCUAUGCAAAAGGGAGAGAUAUUGUUAUUCCAAAGAAGUGCUUUAAAGAAAGAGAAGAACCUUGCUUCUUCUUCUGAUCUUGAGAGUGGAGAUUAUGAAAAGACUCCUGUUCAAUAUGAAAACUCUGAUGAUGAUCAAAAACUCAUUAGAAAUACCAAUAUCUUCCAUUGGAGAAACAUCACUUAUGAAGUUAAGAUAAAAUCCGAAACCAGAGUUAUUUUAGAUGAUGUUGAUGGUUGGGUUAAGCCUGGUCAAGUUACUGCAUUAAUGGGAGCUUCUGGUGCUGGUAAAACCACUUUAUUGAAUGCCUUGAGUGAAAGAUUAACUUCUGGUGUGAUUACCAGUGGUACUAGAAUGGUUAAUGGGAAUUCUUUAGACAGUUCAUUCCAAAGAUCCAUUGGUUAUGUUCAACAGCAAGAUUUGCAUUUGACUACUUCUACUGUUAGAGAAGCUUUGACUUUCAGUGCUUAUUUGAGACAACCCAAUCAUGUUUCUAAGAAAGAAAAGGAUGAUUAUGUUGAAUAUAUUAUCAAGUUGUUAGAAAUGGAACGUUAUUCCGAUGCUGUUGUGGGUGUGGCAGGUGAAGGUCUUAAUGUUGAACAACGUAAACGUUUAACCAUUGGUGUUGAAUUAGUAGCUAAACCUAAAUUAUUAGUUUUCUUAGAUGAACCAACUUCAGGUUUGGAUUCACAAACUGCUUGGUCAAUUUGUAAAUUGAUUAGAAAAUUGGCCGACCAUGGUGAAGCUAUUUUGUGUACUAUCCAUCAACCUUCGGCUAUUUUGUUACAAGAAUUUGACAGAUUAUUAUUCUUACAAAAAGGUGGACAAACAGUUUAUUUUGGUGAAUUAGGAAAGAAUUGUUCCACUUUGAUUGAUUAUUUUGAAAAACAUGGAGCUCCUAAAUGUCCACCUCAAGCUAAUCCUGCUGAAUGGAUGUUACAAGUAAUUGGAGCAGCUCCUGGUUCUCAUGCCAAACAAAAUUAUUAUGAAGUUUGGAAACAAUCUAACGAAUAUCAAGACGUACAAAAGGAACUCAGUUAUAUGGAGAAUGAAUUGGUCAAGUUACCCAAAGAUGAAAGUGCUGAAAAUUUAAAGACUUUUGCAACUCCAAUUUUCAAACAAUACUUGAUUGUCACCAAAAGACUUUUUGAACAGUACUGGAGAACUAAUGCUUACCUUUAUUCUAAAUUUUCCAUGGCCAUUCUUACUUCCUUAUUCAAUGGGUUUGUGUUUUUUAAAGCUGAUAGAUCCUUACAGGGGAUGACUAACCAAAUGUUUUCUAUUUUCAUGUUCAUUUCUGUCUUUGGAACUUAUGUUCAACAAUACUUGCCAUUAUUCAUUUCUCAAAGAGAAAUCUAUGAAGUAAGAGAAAGUCCCUCCAGAACUUUCAGUUGGAUAGCUUUUAUGGCAGCCCAGAUCACAACUGAAAUACCUUGGGAUAUUGUUUGUGGUACAGUGGCUUUCUUCUGUUGGUAUUAUCCUGUAGGAUUAUAUGAAAAUGCUGUACCAACCGACACAGUAACUGAAAGGGGAGCAUUUAUGUGGUGGAUGAUGGUUCUUUACUACAUCUAUAACUCCAGUAUGGCUCAAUUGGUGGUGUCGUUCAAUGAACUUGAAACCAAUGCUGCUAAUUUAGCCAAUUUAUUCUUUUCCAUGUGUUUAAUGUUCUGUGGGGUAUUAGCUUCGAGUGAUACUAUGCCACGAUUUUGGAUUUUCAUGUACAGAUUCAACCCUAUGACAUAUUUUGUUAGUGCUGUUUUAUCCACUGGCUUAGCAGACUCUACCGUUACUUGUUCAAAGAGAGAAUUAGUACUUUUUAAUCCUUUUGAUGGUCAAACUUGUUAUGAAUACGUUGGGAAGUUUGCCAAUCUGACUGGUGGUAAUCUACUCAAUCCCCAAGCAACUUCAUCGUGUGAAUUUUGUACACUUUCAACCACUAAUCAAUUUUUAGAUCAAGUCAAUUCUUCAUUAUCCACCAGAUUUAGAGAUAUGGGUGUGUUUAUAGGGUUUAUAGUUUUCGAUUGGGUUCUUGCAUGUUUCUUUUACUGGUUAACUAGAGUACCUAAAAGAUCUAGAGAAAAAAAGAAGUGA